GUCGUCAUUCGUGAGUAAUAUGUUCUGCGCAGAUGCAAGAACGACGAAACUAGCGAGGUAGAUUGCGUUGAAAGAGAUCAUCUGGGACUUGGCUUUGGAGAAGGUUCGGGUUCAGCUUGUUUCACGUAGCCCCCCGCGUCGCUCUUAUAGACAUCGUGCAAAGGAUGGGAAGGCAGAUGCAACAGUCUUUCGUGGGUAGAAGUAACGCACGUUCAAACAUGCAACACAUGUAAGACUGGGAUUUUUAGACGAGACUUGGGGGAGGGUGUGAACGGAGCAUGUGGGAGUCCUCUCUUUUUCAUCUCACAGACAAAGGUCGGUCGUUGAUGCGACGGCAGCGUCAGGAGAUAUGAUUGAGGCGGGAUCCGAACCGUGCGCCUAAAGCCUCGAGGAUGAUUGCCGCAAGCGAGCAAAAGAAAGGACGGACGAGCAGGAGGAUUUGCAUUCAAGUGCGACAUCGUACGGCGCCUCACGAAGAGCCGGAAUCGUGCUGGGAAAGGAUGAGUACUCUUGUCUGCAAGAAGUGCACAGCAGACCAUGCGCCAAGGCCCCACGCGACGAGCGGUAGACACACAUGGGCUGAAACGUGACGCGGACACACGUUGCCUUCGUGCUCACACGCCAUCUCUGACGGCCGUGACGAACCUCCUUAGCUAAAGUUAGGCUAGCCUCAAUCUCACGGAUCGACUAUGGGUGGCACCACUGCCGGAAUCGGUGACUCACGACUUUCAUAUUGCGACACUCUCCACCAUCCUGCUCCCCGCUAUGAAUGGCCGUGACUCCAGCUCUACGAGACCCCCGCGGCGCUCCGGAAUAUCCCUUGCUUUCGCGUCGCAUUCCCGGGCACAAGGUUCGCCGACGGGGAAUUCACGAAGGAGUAGAGAGGCUGCGGAGACCGAGUCGCUCGCGGAUACGCUGGUGGAGGAGAAUGCUCUCGCAGGCCAUGGUGACGGUUACACAACAGGACGCGGCGGCCUAGGCAACUAUCACCCACAUCCCGCACCCGCAUCGAUUCCCGUACCCUGUCGACACUCUCCACAACCCCCACCCCUUGAAGAACCGGUUCCUGAGUUCCCCUGGCCUCGCGGCCGGGAUCGCACACAACGUCGUGGCCGUGGCAACGCGCCGUUCUCCUCUGCGUCUACCACGGGGCGGGGCGGGUACGGAAACAUCGCACACGGGACGACGACACAUCAUCAACUCGAGUGGGCGUACAGCGAGCGGGAACGAGAGUUGCUGGACGCACAUAUUGCGAGGCGCAUAGCUAUCCCGUCGCCCGGUCGUGGUGGCUACGGCAACAUCAGCUUCGCGCGCAGUCUGCAGCAGCAGGCCGUCACGGAGCAGGCCGCCCGCUCGCGCUCGAUCGAUCCCGUCGCGGCGCCUGUGGGAGUGCGAUUCGGUGUCCCUGCGCACAUACUGGGCAUGCGCCGGGACCGGCGCAGACCCAGUCGGAGCCCGCCGGACCGUGAAA
Mycena citricolor is the source of this 1471-nucleotide messenger RNA. The record is from the annotation of a GenBank genome assembly. Lineage: Eukaryota; Fungi; Basidiomycota; Agaricomycetes; Agaricales; Mycenaceae.